Messenger RNA from Petromyzon marinus (sea lamprey), 3329 nucleotides. RefSeq names its product fidgetin-like protein 1. The record is from RefSeq and is a predicted model, not a curated record. Gene Ontology annotation, molecular function: ATP binding; ATP hydrolysis activity; microtubule severing ATPase activity. Lineage: Eukaryota; Metazoa; Chordata; Hyperoartia; Petromyzontiformes; Petromyzontidae.
AGCGGAAGCGUUUAUCGCGGGGCGCGGCGGGGGUCGGUCGCUCGCCUCUUGGUGAGCCCCAACGCGAGCCCCGUGUGCGUUCGCACGCCGGGCUGGACGCGCGAGGUCGCCCUCAUCGUCAGUGGGGAUAGGGAACGCGAGCCACUCCCCCCUCGUCCCCAUAAUCGUACACACACACUGCGGUCGCAGUGCUGCACAAAUGUCACUGCACAAAAUGGGAUAAAUAUAUGCUGUCUAUACAGUACGUGUAAUUGGCGACAUCUGGGGCAAUGCACUCAUUCGUAACAGCAGAUGGCGCGUAAGUGGAGUGACGUCAUUGUGUCGAUGAAUGACGUCAACGAGUUGGUGAGGUUGAGACGAGUGACGUCAGGCGAGGACGCGUCGCCUUCCCCUGUGGCUAUUGCUGCUGUUGUGAGGCUGCUGCUGCUGUUGUGUGGCUAUUGCUGUUGUUGUGAGGCUGCUGCUGUUGUGUGGCUAUUGCUGCUGUUGUGAGGCUAUUGCUGCUGUUGUGAGGCUACUUCAGCUCCCGCUCCGCCGGAGUCUGCGCGUGCUGUGUAACUACAGCCACCAAACUGCGGCGCUGCCACCACCACCUCGGCGACCCGAGUUCAAUUCCCGCCAACGGCCAACAUCAGCGGGAGGAAGUCAUGGCGUGUAGGAUCCCCGCCGAGCAGGCGCUGGCUGCCUGGCAGCAGCAGCACGUUGCCGCCACCUGCCCCUCCGGCGGCGCGGCCCGGCUUGCCGACGCACGCCGCGCGCACCUUCGCCUCCUCCACGUGGAGCUGGCGGCGGGGGCGCUAGCGGAGUCUGCGGCGGCGCGGCUCUUCGGCGAGCACGCCAACCGCUACGCCGCCGUCCUCGACGCACCCGACGACAGGAACGGGCUCAACAACUACGCGGAGAGCGCGCUGCAGCUGGCGGCGGGGCCAGCCGGCGAGAGCGACCGGUGGCGGUCGGCACUCAGCUCCGAUGGCGUCUUUCAGCUGGAGUGCGUCAAGGCCUUCGUGAGCGCCAGCGACGGCACCCGUGACGGACGCGAUACUAGCGGAGUGGAGAACUGCGUCGCGGGUUCCACGGGCGCGCCAGAACACCAGCGCCCCCGCGACCCGCCUACCAGCACACUAGCACCUACAGGGUUCUCGCCGUGCUCUACAGACACCAAGACAUUCGUCGUGGGUGCCGUGUGCUCCGACUCGUGUAAGGAAGACGGAGCGUCUGUGGUGAAUGCGGAGGCUCCCUCGUCCCUUUUGCCAGGGUUGUAUAAACAGGCACCUAGGUUACCGGCGUUUCCAUUUCAUAACCCCACAUUGUGGAUUAAUCAGGCGGCAGCUACGACCGCGACCAGCGCUGUGAUGAAGCGCAAGGGCCUGUACGUGUUCAACGAAGACAAUGGUGGAGCUCACCCCGGCGGAUCGUCCACUUGCAAUCCGGACAGCAGUCACGCGGAGAACGAGAGGAUCAACGACUGUGAUGCCAGUGGACCAAUUUCAAGCAACAGCUUCAAGUCGGCCAGGCAGCAGCUGGCCAUUGAGCAGCAGAAAAAGUACUGUAACCAAAAUAGAGCGUGUGCACCUCAGGCGUCCGCGAAGAAAUCUUUAGGAACCUCUAAGCCUAGAGGACCUUACGGGAAGUUUGUAUCCCCGGUACUCAGGGAGGAUGGAAGCGAGAGCACGGGGCAGUGCACGCGGGGACAAAACGGCGAGCCGUCACAAAUAAUUGACGAGCGCUUGAAAAACAUCGACCCCAAGAUGGUGGAGCUCAUCAACAACGAGGUCAUGGACCACGGGCCCCCUGUGAGCUGGGAUGACAUCGCGGGGCUGGAGUUUGCAAAGGCGACCAUCAAAGAGAUCGUGGUCUGGCCCAUGCUGCGGCCAGACAUUUUCACGGGGCUGCGGGGCCCACCGAAGGGCAUCCUUCUGUUCGGGCCGCCGGGAACAGGCAAGACUCUGAUCGGGAAGUGCAUCGCCAGCCAGUCUGGUGCCACCUUUUUCAGCAUCAGCGCCUCUUGCCUCACCUCUAAGUGGGUGGGCGAAGGCGAAAAGAUGGUGCGUGCGCUGUUUGCCGUGGCGCGCUGCCGCCAGCCGGCCGUCAUCUUUAUCGACGAGAUCGACUCGCUGUUGAGCCAGCGCGCGGACGGGGAGCACGACUCGUCUCGCCGCAUCAAGACCGAGUUCCUGGUGCAGCUGGACGGCGCCACCACCGCGCGGGACGAGCGCGUGCUGCUUGUCGGCGCCACCAACCGGCCGCAGGAAAUCGACGAGGCGGCGCGGCGCCGGCUCGCCAAGCGCCUUUACGUGCCCCUGCCGGACGCGGCGGCACGGCGCUGCCUGCUGGAGCGGCUGCUGGCGCCGCAGAGCUGGCAGCUGAGCGCGGAGGAGCUGGCGGCCGUGGUGGAGCGCAGCGAGGGCUUCUCGGGGGCUGACGUGACGCAGCUGUGCCGCGAAGCGGCGCUCGGGCCAAUCCGCGCCGUGCCGGACAUCACCACGGUGGAUGCGCUGCAAGUGAGGCCCAUCCUUAUACAAGACUUUGCCCAGGCUCUGCAGGUGGUGAGGCCGUCCGUCUCGCCCCGUGACCUCGACUUGUACGUCGAGUGGAACCGCACCUUCGGCUGUGGCCAGUGAAUGCUCGGAGCUACAGCUUUAUGAUGAUGUACAAUCUUCAUGGCCUCUACAGCACAGGAGGGAAAACUGCAUGAUAUACACUUCAUAAAAUGAAUACAACUGGGAAAAGAAAUAACAGUUUAAUAUUUUCAAUUCGUGAUUGUGUAUAAAACAAGGCGCUCGUGAACUGGUUUUCACUUAACUGUGGACGAUGUAUGACUAUUGUCAAAUUAUCAGUUCGAAUCAGUGAAUUACUUUAAAUCUUUAAAUUAACAAAACAGUUGACUUUUACCGCAGCUAUCGUGCUAUAUUCUUGACUCUCCAAUGUCAGUUCUGUAGUUGGCACACUCGACUCGCAAUCAAAAGGUAAAAAAAUUGAAAUGCUGUUUAGAAUGGAUUUGGCUCAGUACUACCGAGGUUGGUAAAAUAGCGACCACUUUGUUCAAAGCCAACCGUGUCAUUCUAUGGAGACUGUCUCCCAGAACAGGAAUGUGGAAUUUCCUCCACCACUGGCUAAAUUCCGCUAACCGAGAUGGGCAUUGACUAACACCAGUUGAACAGGGAGACACUUUUGACCUGACGGUGGGAUGGUUAGAUGUUGAGUACCAUCAAGGAUGCCAAAUGAUUUAACAGUACAUACCUUAUUCUUGGUUCUUUCGGUAAAGUUACGUAGAAGGGAAACAAUAAAAAUAUAAAACAUUAAAAUUCUCACGAUGUUUCGACUGCAAC